GGGAAGACGCACGGGAGAACCGAAAGCAUCAGCAGCCGAGACGAAGAACGCUCGUAACGAUGCUAGAGUGUUAUGGAGAUACCUGAAGGAAGAGAAGGAAGAUGAAUGAGCUGUAGACGACCUGGAGUGGAGGAAAAUUAGUAGGAGGAAAAAUAAAGGAAGGAUUUCAUCAGUAGCAAGAAAGAAAGGAAGUUUCAGUAGCCAGGAGGGAGAGCGGUAGGAUAUCAGUAGCAUUGUGGAAGGUAGUAUGUCAGCAAGGAGGAUGGUAGAACGUCAACAAGGAGGAUGGUAGAACGUCAGCAGAAAGGCAAGAAGGUUGCACAUCCUCACCCUCACGAAUGUCACUGAGCUAGACUGAUGAAUGGCGGACAUUCCAGCUGUCUGGUAUCUUAGCUACCACCUUCAGAUAUUAUACCACCAUAGCCAGCCUCUCAUACCACCACGAAGCCUCAAGUACCACCAGUGUAAAUAUUACUGGAAAACUGGUGAAGUCAUACAAUGCCUUCGAUGCCUCACAGACAAUUCUCAAACAGGAACGAGACGUUAGAAGCCAGAACAGGUCUCCAAUACAGCAUCUUAAGCUUCGCCUACUACUACUGUACCAGUUAUAUUUGUAGUCCAAACUUGGUAAAAUAUUCAAGGACUUCAUCUGCCGGAAAUACCUGGUGCACUUAUGAAGAUUCGGCAAUAACUAACAACUUUGCUGUUAUGUUGGUGCGGUGUAGGUGUGCCCGCCUUAACCAAGCGUGUCUCAGAAUGUCUGUCUAUGCUUGAGAGCUCUGUCGGGAAUAUCUUUCCCUGGCGAACAUAACAGAAGUAGGAAAAAAAACUUGUGUACAGUUCAGGACAUUUAUCAGAGGAAACGUUUCGCCACGAGUGGCUUCUUUUUCUACAUCUUGUCGGUAUCAUUAUACCAUUAUCCGUAACAGUUACUCUCCACAACAAAGUUUACUACCUCCGAAACCAAGAGUAUUGUCUAACAUACUAUCACAGUCACCACCAUCACAAUCACUUCUACACCAAGAAUAUCGUCCUCACCCACCAUCACCAGCAUAACACCUCCACACUGAGUAUCGUCCUUCCAUCACAAGCAUAACGCCUCCACACUGAGAGUAUUGUCCACUCCACCACCAUCACCAGCAGGACACUACACUGAGAGUAUCGUCCGACUCAGCCAUCACCAGCAGGACAACACACCAAGUGUAUCUUACUCUUGCAAAAUGAUUAAGACAAAGAUAGUGAGUCUGGCCAUGCUGGUGUGCCUGGGACUGGUGCUGAUGGCAGGGUAUUCCUUCAUAACAACCGUCAUCUCCUCAGCCUAUCCCUUCAAAG
This is a messenger RNA of Cherax quadricarinatus, 1332 nucleotides long. NCBI's taxonomy places the organism in Eukaryota, Metazoa, Arthropoda, Malacostraca, Decapoda, Parastacidae. The record is from RefSeq and is a predicted model, not a curated record.